Molecule: messenger RNA, 903 nt
Organism: Myodes glareolus (Bank vole)
Lineage: Eukaryota; Metazoa; Chordata; Mammalia; Rodentia; Cricetidae
Product: olfactory receptor 8K3-like
Biological process (GO): G protein-coupled receptor signaling pathway
Cellular component (GO): membrane
Molecular function (GO): G protein-coupled receptor activity; olfactory receptor activity
Source: RefSeq, a predicted model, not a curated record
AUGGAGAAACACAACCUCUCAGUGGUGACUGAAUUCAUCCUAAUGGGCAUCACAGACAACCCUGGGCUCAAGGCCCCAUUGUUUGGUUUAUUCCUUAUUAUCUAUCUGAUCUCAGUGAUUGGAAACUUGGGAAUCAUCAUCCUCACCAAUGUAGAUGCCAAACUGCAGACACCAAUGUACUUCUUCCUUAAACAUUUGGCUUUUACUGAUUUUGUUUAUUCAACAACUGUGGGACCAAAAAUGUUGGUAAACUUCAUUGCAGAUAAAAAUGCAAUCUCCUAUUAUCUUUGUGCUACACAACUAGCUUUCUUCCUUCUGUUUAUUGGCAGUGAGCUUUUUAUUUUGUCUGCAAUGUCAUAUGACCGGUAUGUGGCCAUAUGCAAGCCCCUGAUGUACACUGUCAUCAUGUCCCAUAAAGUAUGCUGGGUUCUAGUCACAGUUACCUAUCUUUACUGCACAUUUAUGUCCCUGGUUGUCACCAUAAAUAUUUUCUCUUUGUCCUUCUGUGGCUACAAUGUCAUUAAUCAUUUCUUUUGUGACUGUAUCCCCUUGAUAUCUUUGCUUUGCUCAAAUACCCAUGAAGUUGAACUGAUAGUUAUGAUCUUUGCAGCUUUUGAUUUGAUUUCUUCCCUUAUCAUUGUUCUUAUGUCCUACCUGCUUAUUCUCAUAGCCAUUCUCAGAAUGAACUCUGCUGAGGGCAGACAGAAAGCUUUUUCCACCUGUGGGUCCCACCUGACAGUGGUGACUGUGUUCUACGGGACGUUGAUAUUUAUGUAUGUACAACCUGAAUCUAGUCACUCCAUCGAUACUGAUAAAAUAUCAUCCAUAUUUUAUACUCUUAUCAUCCCCUUGUUGAAUCCCCUGAUCUAUAGCCUGAGAAACAAAGAUGUUAAAGAUGCUUAA